Messenger RNA from Stegodyphus dumicola, 2823 nucleotides. RefSeq lists its product as uncharacterized. Gene Ontology annotation, biological process: regulation of transcription by RNA polymerase II. Gene Ontology annotation, cellular component: nucleus. Lineage: Eukaryota; Metazoa; Arthropoda; Arachnida; Araneae; Eresidae. The record is from RefSeq and is a predicted model, not a curated record. Gene Ontology annotation, molecular function: DNA-binding transcription factor activity, RNA polymerase II-specific; RNA polymerase II transcription regulatory region sequence-specific DNA binding.
UUACUCUCCUCAAAUACGAAAUUGUCCCCCUUUCUAUAUACUUUUCCUUCGCACCUAUGCUUGAUUUUUCGCUAAUCGGUGCAGAAAGACUUAGCGGGUGCACAACAAGACUUCUGUCUACUUUGUCUGUCUGUCUGUCCAAAGAAACACAAUACAUGUUCUUUGACCUAACACCGUCAACUUAUCCAUUUGAACUUAUCCUUAUCCUUUUCAAUGCUGUUUGAGAACAUAAAGCGCUUUGUACUGUAUUACAUUCGGUUCUUAUCACAAUAGAUCAUGGCGCUUUUUGUGUGUGAGCUUUGUAAAAUGUCGUUUGGAUAAAUGUGUGAACAACCGGCCGCUUGAAAUGGUCUUGAGGUCAAAAGCUGAUGGCAAAGAAAUCAUUCAAGAAAAUCAAUAAGUGGUAAAUCAUUCUACAGCACGUAAAAUAUCACAACGGCUUCUAUUGUACGCUAUGAAUAUUUCUUGUUAAUAUUGUUCCUGUUAGUUGUAAAAUUGUUUAAUAUCUUUUUUGUGUAAUUUGAAGCAAUCUAUGAAUAAACUAAGCAUCAUGAGUGCUAGGCUGAGAAAUAAUGCUAAUGCCAAAUGUAACAAAUGUAUUUUUCGAGAAAUAUGUACCUGAAACUCAUGCCAUGUGUAUAUUGCCCUAGAUGUGUCUUCUGUACAAUAUGUAUUAGUGUUUUAUAUCAGAUGUGUAUGCACCAACUACUUUGCUUAAAUUUGAGCAUUCCACGUUCGAUCCUGAAAUUGUAACAUCUCCCAGAAUGCCAUCAAUAAGUGAUUAAUUCUUGAUUAUAUAUCCACUGCAACCUUCUCAGUUUUUCCAAUAGAUUCGAAUAUGAAAUAUCUUGGAAAAUGUUGUGUGGAGAAAGAAACUUAUUAAAAGCACUCAAAUUACCCAACAGAAAAAACUCAUGUAUGUGAGGUAGGUAAACACCAUUUAGACUGGUGUGUGAAUAAAAGCAACAUUUGCUUGUUAAUGCAAAAUGUGAUGUAAUCACAAUGUGAGCUACAUAAAGAAUCAUUUGCUGAUAACUGUAGUUUCAAUGUCCAUAUUCUUGUUCACACUAGAGAGAAACCUUGUGUAUGCUGUGUGUAGCAAGUGAUCUAGACUGAAGAGUUAUUUAAGCAAUCAUACACUUAUUCUCACCGAAAACAAACCUUGUCUGUAAGAUAUGUAGCAAAUUAUUUAGACAGUAUGUUUCUUUACACUAACGUCUGCAAAUACAUACAAGAGAAAAAAGUAAUAUGUAAGAAUUGAUUUAGACGAAAGAGUACUUUAAACAGGAAUAUGCUUAUUCAUGCAGGAAAGAAACUUCACGUGUCUGAAGUAUGUAAUGUGUCAUUUAGUCAAAAAAGUAACUUAAACAAUCACAUACGUAUUCCCACUAGAGAGAAACAUCAUGUGUGUGAGGUAUGUAACAAGCCAUUUAUUCGGAAAAGUCGUUUAAAAACUCAUAUGCGUAUUCACACAGGAGAGAAACCUCAUGUGUGUGAGGUUUGCAAUAAGUCAUUUUCUGAAAAAGGGAAUUUAAAAUCCCAUAUGCUUACCCAUACAGAACAGAAACCUCAUGUGUGUCAGGUAUGUAACGAGUCAUUCUUUCAAAAGAGAUAUUUAAACAAACAUAUACUUAUUCACAUAGGAGAGAAACUUCAUGUGUGUGAGAUUUGUAAUAAGUCAUUUACUCUAAAAGGUAAUUUAAACAAACAUGUGCUUAUUCACACUGGUGAGAAACCUCAUGUUUGUGAGGUAUGUAAUGUGUCAUUUACUCGAAAACAACAUUUAAACACACAUAUACUUAUUCACACAGGAGAGAAACCUCAUGUGUGUGAGAUAUGUAAUAAGUCAUUUAAUCAAAGCAAUAUUUUAAAAACCCAUAUGCUAAUUCACACGGGAGAGAAACCUCAUGCUUGUGAGGUAUGUAAGAAGUCAUUUACAAAGAAAAAAGAUUUAAAAAUCCAUAUGCGUAUUCACGCUGGAGUGAAACCUCAUGUGUGUGAUGUAUGUAGCAAGUCAUUUGUUCAAAAAGGGCAUUUACAGAGCCAUAUGCUUAUUCACACAGGAGAAAAACCUCAUGUGUGUGUGAUAUGUAAUAAGUCAUUUGCUGAAAAAAGGAAUUUAAACGCUCAUAAACUUAUUCACACAGAAGAGAAACCUCAUGUGUGUGAGAUAUGUAAUAGGUCAUUUAAUCAAAAAAUUAUUUUAAAAAACCAUAUGUGUAUUCACACUGGAGAGAAACCUCAUGUGUGUGAUGUAUGUAACAAGUCAUUUGUUCAGAAAGGGAAUUUAAAGAGCCAUAGGCUUAUUCACACAGGAGAAAAACCGGCUCAUUUCGGAAAACCUCAUGUGUGUGUGAUAUGUAAUAAGUCAUUUGCUGAAAAAAGGAAUUUAAACAAUCAUAUGCUUAUUCACACAGGAGAGAAACCUCAUGUUUGUGAGGUAUGUAAUAGGUCAUUUACUCUGAAACAUCAUUUAAACAGACAUAUGCUUAUUCACACAUGACAGAAACUUCAUGUUUGUGAGGUAUGUAAUAAGUCAUUUACUUGAAAAUCUAAAUUGAAAAAGCAUGUACUUAUCACACCAGAGAGAAAUUACAUGUGUAACAGUUAACUUGGAUGACAGAAAAAUUGAAAGAUGCGUGUCUACAAAUAAUGGAAGAUUAGCGUCUUUUGUGGAAAAGUUCGAUUAUUAAGAACCUUUACUUAUCUGAACAGUAAUGGCUUGUCCAUGCUUUAAAGGAAUGUCUUUGUAUGAGUAGUCUUUAACUUGUCAUUUCAUCUCAGUUCUUAAUAAAUCAUUUAUUUGUUUCCACAUGAGAAAAA